AUGCCGCAAAAGACCAUUCAGGAUUUGGAUGCCUACAUUAAGGCGACAGCCGCCGUGUACGACCACUCCAACACCAAACUCGUCAGCAGGAAGACUAAAGUCAGCAGGCGUAGGAAGGAAGCGUUUCUUUCUGUGCUUCCAUACAGGAAACCGUCGUCACAUUACCACUCCCAAGAGAGAAAGAAAUCAUCAUCAUCGAUUACCCGCAAACCAAGAAGUAGACCUGCAUCAGAAAGUGCCAUCAGCAACCCGAAACAGAAGCUGAAUAUCUCUGUCCAGACUUCCGAAAAUGCCAACGAUAAUAAUGAUGCACCACAGACGCUUAGCUUCCAACUGGAUCUGGAGACAUCCGUCCAAUCGCUAAAAGAGCUCAUUGAAAAGCAGAUUGGUGUCGAGGCGCGGUACCAGUGUUUGUACAACCGGCAAAACUUUCAGCUCUGUGACUUACUCACACUUGAGGAGAAUGAUGUCGACAAGAAUGAAAUCAUCUCUCUCCGUCUAUCUAAAGACGAUCGAAACUGCAACGAUGUACCAAAAGACAAAACCGGCAUUGAUCAUGAGUACCUAAAGGACUUGUCCUCAAAAGUUGAAUCAUCAAGGACGGAAUUGGCCAAACACCUAGGAUAUGAAGAAGCGGAAAUUGCAGACUUCCAAACCACUAACGAAGGCAGCACUGAAGAGAGCCGUCACAUGCUACUCACUUGGUGGAAAAAGACGACAGAUCGCGACGAAGCAGCUCAGAAGCUAAGACGAGCAUUGGAGGCCAUCGGGUUGACUGAGUUGGCCCAAAAUGUACCGGUAACGAGCGAAUCGAGAGAUGAAACAGCUGAACCCGAGCCAGAAAGGCGUCAAGAUGCAGGAGUAGACGAGGAGAGCAAACAAAACGGGGCGGCAUCAACCGAGGAAGAGAAACUGAAAAACGACGAGUUACCUAAAGACAAGGCCGCCAUUGACGAUGAGUACCUCAAGGGCUUGUCCCCGAAAAUUGAAUCAUCGUGGAAGGAACUUGCCAAACACCUAGGAUAUGAAGAAGCGGAAAUUGCAGACAUCCAAACCACCAACGAAGGCAGCACUGAAGAGAGCCAUCACAUGCUACUCACUUGGUGGGAAAAGACGACAGAUCGCAACGAAGCAGCUCAGAAGCUGAGACGAGCAUUGGAGGCCAUAGGGCUGACUGAUUUGGCCCAAAGUUUACCGGUAACGAGCACAUCGAGAGACGAAGCAGCUGGACCCGAGCCAGAAAGGCGUCAAGAUGCAGGAGUUGACAAGGAGUGCAAACAAAAGGGGGCGACAUCAACCGAGGAAGAAAAACUGAAAAAGGAACAAGUUUUUGAUCAAGACAAACCUCAGCUUAUCAGUCGCAGAUAUUUGCAAGUCUUCAUCCGAGGUAACUGCUUACAAAAACCAAAGAUAACUAGUUUGCGAUUGGAUCCAGAGACAUCUGUCUUGAUCUUAAAAGUGAUAAUAAGCGAGAAAAUUGGUGUGCAUCCUCAGCAACAGCGACUGUUCAUCCGAAGAAACUGUCGUAACUUUGAGCUCCACAACUUGCUGACACUUCACGACUGUGGAAUUCAUCAGGACGAGAACAUCUCACUCCGUCUGUGUACCGAUGGCCUACUGGGCGGGGGACCAAAAGACAAACACCCUGUCGGUGAUCAGUUCUUUCGAGACAUAGCUUCGAAAACUGAAUCAUUCUGGGAACAGUUGGCCAAAUCCCUGGGAUACGGAGAAGACGAAAUCAAGCAAUUCCAAAAAAUCUGCCAAGAAAACAAAGAAAGGAGCCUACAGAUGCUGCUUUCUUGGUGGAUAAAGCAAACAAAUCGCGAGGAAGGAUUUCAGAAUUUGAAGGAUGCAUUAAAUUCAAUCGGGCGUGCUGAGCUGGCUUUAAUGGUCCCUUCUGAAGAGCAAUGGAGGAUGAAACAGGAAGAAGUUGCAGAAAGAGAGAAAAGGAGAGCAUCAUCUGAAGGACGCGGACCAAGACAGGAGGAAACUGCUCAUCGACUACAUCAGACUACAGGGACUACAUCAUCUGAGAAUCAGAGAACGUGCCAGGAGGACGUUACACAUCGAGACAAACACGAAUCAUCGGUACAAAUGAGAGGGGCUCAAGAACAGAGCAGGAAGAGAGGAGCUACAUCAUCUAAAGGACAGAGAGCGAGACGAGAUGAAGUUGCUCAUCGAGACAAACCUACACCAAAGGUACUAAUUAGAGGGGCUAAAGAACAGAGCAGGAAGAGAAGAGCUACGUCAUCUGAGGACCAGAGACCAGAGGAAGUUACUCACAGAGACAAUUCUCAAUCAGAGGUACAAAUGGGAGGGGCUAAAAAAAAAAUCAAGCAGAAUGAGACUACAUCAUCUGAGGACCAGAGAAAGGGACGACAGGAAGCUGCUUAUCGAGACAAACCUCAACCACUGGUUCAUGUGGGAGUGCCAGGGACAGAAAGCAGACCAGAUGCGCGACCUGACGACAAAUCCAUUUGGAAUGAUUCUAAGAAUAUCGGAACACACUGGGAAGAAUUGGCCUUAAACUUGAAUUCCUCAAAAGAAGAGGUUGAAAUAAUUAAGGCUAAUCAUUCCAACGAUGUUGUAAGGCAGUGCUUUGAGAUGUUAAGCGCAUGGUGGAGAAAGCAGGACAAUUACCCAGAAGCAUGGCGGACGUUGGAGAAGGCUCUGGUUGAUUCGGGCAGGAACGACUUGGUUCAGGGCACAUCAGUAGAAAAGCGCCAAUCAAGUGAGGAGCCAGGUCGCAGUCAUACGACAUCACACGAGACCCAGCUUGCUGCGGAUAGGUGUGAGAAGAAACUAAAAUAUAUCUACACUAAUAGGGGUAGCUAUGUGCAGAUGCUUCCAUGGGUCGAUGACGACCAAAUGCAUAUCAUGGACAUCUACACAAAGCUACAACUACAGAAGGAUGAUGAUUAUGAUGAUUUGAAGGGAGAGGAUUACAUCCUCAGAGGUCCUGUCCGAUUUGGCAAAAAGUCCCAUGCUGUUGUUGUUGAUGUGUUUAUUGUGGAGAGAGAGUUCUACACUGCCUAA
Molecule: messenger RNA, 3036 nt
Organism: Patiria miniata (bat star)
Lineage: Eukaryota; Metazoa; Echinodermata; Asteroidea; Valvatida; Asterinidae
Exons: 13
Coding region: 1-3036 (1011 amino acids)
Biological process (GO): TRAIL-activated apoptotic signaling pathway; positive regulation of extrinsic apoptotic signaling pathway
Cellular component (GO): CD95 death-inducing signaling complex; cytoplasm
Molecular function (GO): caspase binding; death receptor binding
Source: RefSeq, a predicted model, not a curated record